UAUCGGAAAAGGAAAGUAGGACACGCACUUUCUUGCCGGCUAUCCUGUUCAAAAGGCAUAGUAUGAUAAAGAAAAACGACUAAAAACCUUAUUCUAUAAUGGAGAUUGGUAAUUCUAUCUCAGUUUGUAUCUGUUCUCUGGGAGUCCUGUUUUUGUGGUUCAGCAUCGAUAUUCUCACGGUCUCUGGAGAUGACAUUUUGGUGAAAACAAAUACAUCCUCUGGAUUUCAGUUCUCUGUUUAUGAUAGUAGGAUCCUUCCGAAGGAGCAGACAUUUGGAAACCUUACUGGAAUUUCAAAUACCGUUAAUCUAUGGAAUGACGAAUAUGUUUAUCUUAAAGAAAAGAAAAUUUAUAGAGGAACAUUAACUAAAAAUUCAUCAAUUUCGGCUACAUUGAUUUUUGACUUUGGAAAAAUAACAAGAAUUUCAGUUGAUAGUUUUCAAAAAAAUGUAUAUUUCUACGAGGAAACCUUAAAGAUGAUAGGCGUCACCCCAGUGAAUUCUUCCCCUGGAGAUUUGAUAUAUCGAGUUAUAGUCUCCCAAAUUGAAAAGUUGGAGAGUUUUGCAGUGGAAUCUUUUCACAGGUACGAUAUUUCUUUAUUUUUGGAUAAAUACCUUUAUGUGUCUACGUUUAUGUCACUUGGAUGUGAAAGUAGGACGGAUCCACUAAAGACUUUGGGAGGUUUCUACUAG
This is a messenger RNA of Saccostrea cuccullata (small rock oyster), 692 nucleotides long. RefSeq lists its product as uncharacterized. The record is from RefSeq and is a predicted model, not a curated record. The transcript is spliced from 3 exons. Bases 99 to 692 code for a protein of 197 amino acids. NCBI's taxonomy places the organism in Eukaryota, Metazoa, Mollusca, Bivalvia, Ostreida, Ostreidae.